This is a messenger RNA of Amborella trichopoda, 1879 nucleotides long. Its product is annotated as polyadenylate-binding protein-interacting protein 9. NCBI's taxonomy places the organism in Eukaryota, Viridiplantae, Streptophyta, Magnoliopsida, Amborellales, Amborellaceae. The record is from RefSeq and is a predicted model, not a curated record. Gene Ontology annotation, molecular function: RNA binding.
CCCACCAACCCAGAGUUUCUCUCACAAUCCCAAGGAGCCAAAGGCCCACUCCUUCUAUCCUCACCAGGAAACGAACAUUCACCAUUGACGUCACUCUGAUGUCUUCUCUCUCUGAACCUCUCUCCAUUUUUAACGUGCCACGCCAUUGAAAAGCUUCAACUUUGUGAGCUGCAGACGUUGAAGACAGAGAAACUUUUUUUAGAGAGAGAAAGGGCGAAGAGAGAGAGAGAGAGAGACAGGCAAAUAGGGAAAAUCAUAAAUUCAUAACAACUGGAAUCAGAAGAAGAAAAAAGUAAAGCCUAUUCUAAGGAAACCCAUUAAGGAUCCUCUGCUCCUGCCCCGUUUUUCACCCGUUUGCUGAAUAUUGACCAAUUGUUCAAGAAUUGGGUUUUAGAUACAGCUAGAGAGACCAACGAUUGUUUUUGAUCCGUGGGAGUUUUCUCUUGUUUCCAUCUCUACGAUGACGGUUGUUGAAAAUGCAGUAAAUUCUGGUGAUCAACGUGUUGGUGAUAGCAAGUCUGAGUUUAAUCGAGAUAUGAGAGAGCUUGUGGAUUUGCUUUCUAAAUUGAACCCAUCUGCUGAAGAAUUCUUCCCUUCUUCUGUUACUAAUCGCCAGUACUCGAAUGAUCUCAAUGAUAAUAAUGAGGAUUUGGGCAACGAUGGUUCCAUGAACCAUAGACGGAGGAAGAAUAUUUACAGUCAAGGGAGGAGGCGAUUAAAUGGUAGAGCUCUCAGAGCGCAAAGAGAUGAUAGCAUCAGGAAGACUGUUUAUGUGUCUGAUAUUGAUCAGAAUGUUACGGAGGAGCAACUUGCUGCCUUAUUUAUCAAUUGUGGACAGGUAGUUGAUUGUCGCGUAUGCGGGGACCCAAAUUCAGUUCUUCGGUUUGCAUUUAUAGAGUUCGCAACCGAGCAAGGUGCAAAAGCAGCACUAAACCUUAAUGGCACAAUGCUGGGGUUUUAUCCUGUCAGAGUUUUACCUUCAAAGACUGCUAUAUUGCCUGUGAACCCGACAUUUCUACCAAGGUCUGAAGACGAGCGAGAAAUGUGUGCGCGGACAGUUUAUUGUACAAAUAUUGAUAAGAAGGUUUCUCAAGCAGAUGUCAAAAAUUUCUUUGAAAUGCUGUGUGGUCAGGUCUCAAGGCUGAGGCUCUUAGGGGAUCAUGUACAUUCAACACGUAUUGCAUUUGUUGAGUUUGCAAUGGCAGAGAGUGCCAUAAUGGCAUUAGGUUGCAGUGGGGUGUAUUUGGCAAGUCUCCCCAUUAGGGUAAGCCCUUCAAAGACACCGGUUAGACCUCGUGUACCUCGUGCCCUUUCGCACUGAUAUUAUCCAAAGAUUUGUUGUGGCUUCUGUUGGGUGGUUCCUGGAAACCAUUAUUUGAGGAGUACAUCUUCACAGGCAAUGGACGUUUUUGUAUGACUGAACACCCACCUUAUCUUUCGCUUUUGCCGUUCUCUCUCAUUGUUUUCCAAAAUGAUGGAUGCAACGGAAGCUUAGUGCUACACCUGUUUCUCUCUCAUUCUCUAAAUUCCCUUGAUGGAAGCAAAUCAAACUAUCUAUUAGUGGGUCUCUUCCUCUGGCUAGAUGGUAAGAAGGUUGUUGGGGCCUUUUGGGAGGUUGGACUGAUCCUUAGGAAACUAGAACAGUAUGAUUUUGGUAUUCCCUUGGUGAUAAUUGGUUGCUCAAUACAUGGGCGGCGCAGGUCAGAGACCUAUGGGAAUUGAGGAAUAUUUAUUUGUUUCACAAACCCAAAUGGGCAUUUCUAUUUUGUUUCAUUUGUGGACUCUGUGUGAUGUGGGUAUCAGGCUUUGGAUUGGUUGUCAUAUACUCUCAAUUUAAUUACAUGACAAAAAAUGGAGAACUUUCAUGCUUAUCUGCUCA